This is a messenger RNA of Chlamydomonas reinhardtii, 6039 nucleotides long. RefSeq lists its product as uncharacterized. Lineage: Eukaryota; Viridiplantae; Chlorophyta; Chlorophyceae; Chlamydomonadales; Chlamydomonadaceae. The record is from RefSeq and is a predicted model, not a curated record. The coding region runs from base 59 to 3193 and encodes 1044 amino acids. The transcript is spliced from 11 exons.
CUCGUUACUAUCACAGUUGUAUACAGUAUUUAUCUUUUCUUACGCAACUCUACACAGCAUGUCCACCUCUAACACUCCGGGCAAGACCGCCAUGGCGCCUACGGCGCGCACCUACGCCGCUGUCUUAGCGGCGUCGCUGUCGCCUUCACCUUCUACCAAGGUCACUAAGAAGGCUAGGAUUGAAACUGCAGUGACCGGCACUGUGGCUUUCGCAACUGCGGGAUCCCCCCUGAAGGACGGGGCUCAAAAGCGCACGGAGCAGGCUGCUCAGCCCGCUGAGUCACAGAUCGUCAUGGACCUGACGAACAGUGACGAUGAGGCGGGCCCCGUGAAGACGGCGCCGGUUCCCAAGGCCGUGGCAAAGGCGCGCACCAUCAGUGCCAUGCUGAUGUCGGCCGCGCGCGGCGCUGGCACUCGCACUGUGGCGCCCACCGCCAAGGCCGCAAAGACCGCCGCGCCCGCUGCCAAGAGCGCCGUGCCCGCGGCCGCGCCCGCUGCCAAGAGCGCCGCGCCCGCUGCCAAGAGCGCCGCGCCCGCUCCCGCGCCUGCUGCCAAGAGCGCCGCGCCCGCUGCCGAGACCAGCGCCACACCCCCUGCCAAGCCCGCCACCGUAAAGGAGUCGCUCGCGGCCGCCGCCGGUGGCCCUGGGUCGUCGAUUCCUGCUACCCCGCCAAUUGUUGAUGUUGACAACGAAAGCGACAUGGAUGACGUUGAGGCUAGCGAAGACGAUGGAAAUGACAAGGUUGCAGACAUGGGCACGAAGCGUGGCCGCAAUGCCUGCGGCCAUGGCGCCAUCGAUUGGAAUAAUGAAUCAGUGCGUAUUGCGAAGUUCGUCAACAUCAAGAACACCAGCCGUUGGAAUGGGAUCGGGCACAAUUUCGUCAGGACUCCUGAGUGCACGUUCUUGUGCCUUGCCUGCAUGAAGCACCCCGGUGCGAAGGCCUCUGUUUGGACCAAGGGCGGCAACAAAGUCAUGAACAUGACUUUGUUCAACAAGCACCUUCUCUCCAAGAACCAUCUGGACGUUAUAGGCGCGGCUAAGAACCACACGAAGAUGUCCAACAUUGUCGAGAAGCAGAAGGUCAAGCUCAACCCAACGCUGUGCAGCCUAAUCCGUUCGGCUUACGCCUGCGGCAAGGAUGCCAUGCCCCUGACCCACUAUGUGAAGAUGGUCAAACUCCAGGCUGCGAACUGCGCUGACUGCAAGCAUGACUGCAAGGCGCAUACGUGCCGAAAAUGCGAUGCGUCCAAGGCAUGCGGCAGUGGUAUCACUAUUUCCGGUCCAUACCACACCGCGGAGAAAGCGUCGGAAAUGCUGGCUUGCCUGUCUGAGGCAAUUUCAGAGGAACAACUCAAGAACAUCAGGGCAUCUCCUGUCAUCUCCAUGAUGAUUGAUGAGUCUACUGACCGCACUGUUUCGCACAACCUGGCCGUGUACAUUACAUACGUGGCGCCCGAUGACAGCAUCAAGACUGAGUUUCUGCAACUGGAGGCAAUGAACAAUGGUGCCACGGCCGUGAACAUCUAUGACAGGCUCAAGGAGGUGUUCACGGAGAGCAAGAUUGAUUGGAGUAAGCUUGUCGCCUUCACCAGUGACGGUGCCAACGUUAUGGUUGGGAAGCACUGUGGAGUGGCGACCCGCAUCAAGACGGAUUGGCCCUGCGUCCUGACUAGCCACUGCGCUGCGCACCGACUGGCUCUGGCCUGUGCGGACUUCUUCAAGGAGUUCCCUGCCCUGGUCAAGGUGGACAACAUGCUCUCUAAGAUCUACAACUACGCCAAGACCUCGACAGUGCGAACCGCUGCUCUGAACGACAUGUACAAGGAAAGGAAGGCGAAGGCAUACAAGAUCCUGAAGCCGCACACGGUUCGGUGGCUUUCCCGGUCUGAGUGUGUGAGGCGGAUCAAGAUUACCUACCCGAUCCUGCUUGCCUUCUUCAAUGAGCGGAAGAAGGACAAGAAGGAUGUGGCCGCGGCCGAGAUUUACGAGUGGCUCAGGCAGGUGGACAACCUCCUGCUCAUCACCUGCAUUGACGGAGUUCUGGCUGCAACAGCGGAAUUGAGCAAGUGGUUCCAGCAGAGUGAUCUCGCCCUCGUUGACGUGCAUCAGUACCUGGAACUAGGGCUACGGCACCUGAUCAACGCCUACACCUACCACAAGGAGGGCGAGACGUCGAACGCACCUCCAUCCUUUACGGCACCCAUCCAGGCCCUGAUCAAGGACCUUGCAGCGAAGGAUGGCGUGUUCCACGGCCACCAGAUGGUGCUGACAACCCCUCCCACGACGAUCGCGCCUGCCACCACCACCACCGCCACCACGACAGCGGAGUCUGACAGCGACAAUGACGGCUCUGACACCAACACUGACACGACAGCGGAGUCUGGCAGCGACGAUGAUGACACGGCACCUACGGCACCGAGCUGGGCGGCUUUCCCUCAGACUCUAUUCCGCAGCAAGCUUGCUCUCAGCAGCAUGGUCAAGAAGCUGGUUGAGAACAUCAAAAUGCGAUUCCCCGCUGAUGUCUCAGUGGCUGCAAAGUUUGGGGUGCUGGGCCCCCGUGCAUUGGCUGCUGAUUCCGGUGUGCCGAAGUAUGGCGAGGAAGAGGUGGCCGCUUUGGCACAGCACUUUAAGCCCGUCUUGGGUGAUGAUUGCCUGUUGGCAGUUGACCAGUGGGUGAUGGCUCGGGCGCGCCUGAUUGCAGUGGCAAAGGAGCAGAAGAAGAGUGGUGAUGUUAUGAAGGCGAGGCCGUUCUAUGAGAGGCUCUUGUCGUGGCUGUCUGGCAUGGGCCGUGAGCUCACUGUCCUGGUGCAGAUUAUGCUUGUGCUGCAGCCAUCUACGGCAGAAGUUGAGCGUGGCUUCAGCGCGAUGAAUGACAUCAAGACGCCUGGCCGGGCAAGCAUGAAGCUUGGCACCCUUGACGUACUGAUGCGUGUGCGCCUUGUGGGCCCACCAAUUGCGUACCAGCAGCGGCCUGUGGCUGGUGUCUCCCUUGCCCCGUAUGCUGAGUUUGAUGCAACGCUGCUGGGGCCUGCAGUUCAGAAGUUCGCUGCAAAGCUUGGCCGCGUGCCCCAGCGCAGCAGCCACAACGCCCGCCCGUCCCGUGUGAAGCAUCGUGUGUGUGAGAUUGAUGUCAAGGCACUUCUGAAGGAGGCUGAGGAGGAGGCCGUUCAGAAUGUGGAUGUCUCGUGCUAAUAAUUUGGCAUACGAACGUUUGAAUUCUUUGAAAGCGGUCCAUCUAGCAAAUACAUACCCGAUACGAUUGUGUAUGAUUGAAACGUUGAAAGAAGGGACGAUAGUGUAUUGGGGAUUCGAUGCACGAGGGUGUGUGCCGACGUGUGAAGAUGACUAAACUGGAAGCGGUUAGGCCGCGAUGGCGCUCUGCCUGUGUGUAUGUGCGGUAGAACUGUGACUGGUCAUGGCUUUGGCCCCGGCACUUCGGUGACAGCAAGCAGUUAGCAGGUAUAGCAUGUACGCCGCGCAGGCAAGCGAAGGCUCAGAGUUGCUUGGGGAAACGCGCUGCGACAUGCCUGUGCAUAUGAUCGCAUUUGGACUUGUUCAUUAGUGUUGCACUGCGUGAAACAGAUACAAAAGCCGCCGUUUACAGUUGCGAAAAAGCGAAAUUGCAACAUGUCAAGAUGUCUAGACAUUUUACAUGGCUUCCACAAAGGCACUUUGUCUAGACAAAAAAAUCGUGGAUUUGGGGGCCUGUUUGUCUACCCCCUUGACAAAAAUUUCCGCUCCAGAGGCCAGGAAUGUCUGGGUCAAGACAUUCCCCCGCAAACAAGAUACGACCCCUGCUAUGCAGGCACGCAUGCACAUGCAAGGUGCGCAUCCCGGGGCCGGAGCCCAUAGUACGGCCUGCGUCCUUGAACAUCGCGCAAGCGCCCUAUACAUGUGUGUUGUAGCAUGUGUGGAGUGCUAAAGCUGAGCUGCCAAGUUGGUUGGAGGUCACGGGGAAGGGGAGGGGGCGCCAGGAGUGCGGCCGUGUGCGGCGAUGAUGGUGGUGUUGAGAAACACCGGUUUUUGUAGUAGUUGUAGCUGUUGUCGUCAGGGCUUGUCAGUGGACAGGUAGCAGGACCGUAACCGUCAUCCGUUUGCUAGCGCACCGUCAUCCACGCACCCAGGGAAGCCCCCUGUUUCAUGCAGGGGAGACGGCCCCCCUGGUUGCGACGGCUGCGUGCAGGCAGGCGGCCGAUGCUGCCCACACUGAUGAUAGGGCGGGGCAAUACAAAAACUUUUGAUGUACGGUAGGGCGCUUCCCUGCCCACUUGCCGGGGCAAGGUCCCCACACUCCGGGGCUCCGGGCGUACGGCCAGCGGGCCAGGCAACAACCCCGCCGCUGCACCUGAUGCACACAGUAAGCAGCACACGUGAAUGCGACAAAGCAGGGAUGUUAUGCCUGCGGUCAGAUGACCACUAGGGUUUAAUCAUGAAACGCAGCUAGGCCGCGCCUUCAUUGGCCCAGGAGUUGAUGCAGGGGUGAGUGCGUGCAUCUGUCCGCCGGGAGUCCAAGAGGGUUAGAGGCUGCCCGGGCGGUGCACGUGAGCAACGGCCAAUCGGCCAUCCCCGAGUCCCGUAGUCCCGUACAGCGUCUCCAAGUCCAAGUCCAAGUCCAAGUCUCCAAGAGGGUUAGAGGCUGUGUCAAGCCAAUCUGCCGGCAGUGCAUAUCGCCGUCACAGGGCGUGCGGGUCAGUGCAGGUCACAGGUUGACGUGUGUGUGGGCUAGGGUUAGUGUGCGUGUGCGUGACUUGGCGAGCAUGAGACUUGCCGUACGGUUGUUGGGGCGCACUUAGCGGACAGUGACGCCUAGUAUCAGCGCUGUCCGCUGAUACUCCAGAUUGGCACUACAGUACAUUGCUUAUGUAACUGUGACCUCGAACGAGCAGACUGAUCACCUGUGAGCGCGAGGAGGCCGGGCGUGUUCAGCGGCAGUCAAGUCUAGCACAUUUGGCCAGCUAGCGAACGCGAGGGACGUCGAGUAGCGGGUGAAAGAUAACCCCUACAGCGAAGGACUGCGACGGCAGUCCACUCGGUCCGAUGCGAUGCCCUCUCCACACUUUGCUGCGUAUCAGGGGCCUCUCAGCUCAGCUAGUUGCACGGCGCCAGUAACAGCAUUCAUGCGGGAGCGCCUCGUGUUACGCGACGUGUGGCCCAAACGCGCUGGGUGGCCCAAACGGGGCGGCGGGGCUGCCAGCGGCUCAGCCGAGUAUUGUCGCGCAGCGGGAAAGCAUGCUGGGGGGACAGGUGUACGGUGCCUGCUAUCCCGUUACUUGCUGGUCUUUGGCGGUGAAGUCUGGGGCAUUGGUGGUGCGCGAUUUGGUGGACAGGCGCGAGUGAGAGUGAGUUGCAGUUUCGGCGCCAGGGCGCCCGCUUUGCUUCGGUUUCCUGACGUGGGGCGCCGUGCAACACCGCGCCGGGUGGCCCACAUGGGGCUGCGGGGUUGCUAGCGGCUCAACCGAGUACGGUAUUCUCUUGUUGCGAGAGAACGAUGCCGCUCUUCCGUUACUUGAUCUUGAUCACUUGGCGGGUCGAGGGAGCUAACGCUGUGUGUGCAAGGAUGUUGGUGCUUGGUGGAAGUGUUGAAUCGGGCGGUUAUCGUUGGUGUGGCAUUGCAGUUGGCCUUAGCGCGCCACAGGUCUGGUUCUUGUAGCAGUGACUUGAGGAGGAUUGCUGUCCUGUCCCUCUAAGUACCAACCUCGGCUGUCCUUACAGACCUCUCUCGGUUGUGGGGGGAAGUGAAGGGACAGGUGACGAGCUAGGCACAAACCGGCAGAUGGUCGUGACAGCUGCCCUGGCGGUGCACGUGAGCAACGGCCAAUCGGCCAUCCCCGAGUCACGUAGUCCCGUACUGCGUCGAGCCUUCCCACUGGGCGCUUCCAUGGGAGCAGGGCCUACUAGCCCAAGGCGUAAAGUAGAGCUGUCGGCGCUGCAGGUGGCAUGCCCUUGAGGCCUAGAGCAGGGCGUCCGCACAAGUGCGUGUUCGCUGGCUCGUAAGCUGCAGCAGGUCCCUCGUGUAUCAAAUGUAAUCUUCCCAAGAG